AUGAACAGGGCUGUCUCAUCCAAGUGUUUCCAGUGUCCUACCUUUCGAGCUGGAAGGUGCUCGGGCACAGCCAAACGGCUCCUAGCAACUGACGCGGCACCGCUCACUCGAAAGGACAAGAAGGAGGGCGAUAUUUCCUCGGUCUUCUCAACAUUCUCUGGCAGAAAAAUCCCGCCUCUACCUGAACGUUUCCGAGAGCUGAAGCGGAACCUGACUACCGGGUUCGAAGAGCAGAUUCAAAAGUCGUGGGAUGAACUAGUUGAGGUUCUGAAAGUGCGCACCGAAGAAGUUGCCUCUAAGAGAGAGUCUAUUAUUCCCCAGCUGAACUAUUCCGACAUCCGCACAGGCAGCGUAUCUCCGGAGACUGUUGCAGCAAUCCGACGAACCGGUGUCGCUGUCGUCAGAGGGGUGGUGCCGAAAGAUGAAGCUGAAGGACUUCUGUCUGAUGUCCGCCGAUACUUUGCUGCACACCAAUUCCCGGGCUUCCCUUCUGAUGCAGACAAGAAGAUCAUUUACGAAUCGUAUUGGAGUCCAUCCCAAGUAAAAGCAAGGUCGCACCCCAAUAUGUUGUCAGCACAAUCAUGGAUGAAUCAGCUCUACUCCGCAGAUGCCGGUCAAAAGAGUAAUGCUGACCCCACUUCGUAA
Molecule: messenger RNA, 645 nt
Organism: Aspergillus oryzae RIB40
Lineage: Eukaryota; Fungi; Ascomycota; Eurotiomycetes; Eurotiales; Aspergillaceae
Exons: 3
Coding region: 1-645 (214 amino acids)
Source: RefSeq, a predicted model, not a curated record